Oryctolagus cuniculus (rabbit) is the source of this 1360-nucleotide messenger RNA. It is a transcript of the gene SCGN, whose product is annotated as secretagogin, EF-hand calcium binding protein. Gene Ontology annotation, cellular component: synapse; dendrite; terminal bouton. Lineage: Eukaryota; Metazoa; Chordata; Mammalia; Lagomorpha; Leporidae. Gene Ontology annotation, biological process: regulation of presynaptic cytosolic calcium ion concentration; regulation of long-term synaptic potentiation. Gene Ontology annotation, molecular function: calcium ion binding. The record is from RefSeq and is a predicted model, not a curated record.
GGCUCUGCAGAGCAGAAGCAGCGAGGACGCCUCACAAUACCCCAGGGAGUCGCGACCAAAGCCGUCCAGGUCCCUGCAUACCGAGCCGGGCUUCAAGCUCAGCACCAUGGACAGCGGCAGCAAGCUGACUCAGGGGCGCUGGGACGCUGCGGGUUUCUGGCAAGUCUGGCACCGCUUGGACACAGAGGAAAAAGGUUACAUAGAAGAGAAGGAACUUGAUGCUUUCUUUCACCACAUGCUGAAGAAAUUGGGUACUGAUGGUGCGCUCCUGGAAGAAAGUGUGCAGCAGGCGAAGCAGCAGUUUAUGGGCGCGCGAGACGGCUGUCAGGAUGGCCGCGUGCAGAUGAAAGAGCUUGCCAGAAUGUUCUUGUCCGAGGAUGAAAACUUCCUUCUGCUCUUUCGUUGGGAAACUCCCUUGGACAGCAGCGUGGAGUUUAUGCAGAUUUGGCGCAAGUAUGAUGCUGACAGCAGUGGCUUCAUAUCAGCGGCAGAACUUUGCAACUUCCUCCGGGACCUCUUCCGCCACCACAGAAAGGCCAUUUCCGAGGCUAAGCUGGCAGAAUACACAGGCACCAUGAUGAAGAUCUUUGACAAAAAUAAAGAUGGUCGGUUGGAUCUUAAUGACUUGGCAAGGAUUCUGGCUCUUCAGGAAAACUUCCUUCUGCAAUUUAAAAUGGAUGCUUGUUCUACUGAAGAAAGGAGGAGAGACUUUGAGAAAAUCUUUGCGCACUAUGAUGUCAGCAAGACGGGAGCCCUCGAAGGCCCAGAAGUGGACGGGUUUGUCAAAGACAUGAUGGAGCUUGUCCAGCCCAGCAUCAGCGGGGUGGACCUGGAUAAGUUCCGCGAGAUUCUCUUGCGUCAUUGCGAUGUGAACAAGGAUGGAAAAAUCCAGAAAUCCGAGUUGGCUUUGUGUCUCGGGCUGAAAAUCAACCCCUAAUCCCCAGACGGCUUUGCCUUCUGCUCCGGUUGUGUUUCUGUUUCAGUUGCAUCUGCACUUACUGCUGGGGGCACAGUAGUCACAUUUCCUCAUAGCUGGUGUGGUUUUCUUUGGGCAAGGGUUGGUUCCCAGGGGUUUCCUCCCAGUGACUGGUGUAGUCCUGGCUCUCUGAAAGCCCUCUCCCUCACCCCCACUCAGCCUUGGUGCUGUCCCUCCCCUCACCCCCGCUCCCACCCCCACCCAAAGACUCAGCCAUUGUGUUCACUCUGCCUUGCUUCUCCUUCCUGGCCACCAGGGCGGUGGGGACAGCCCAGUCUACCCAUCUGUGCAUCUCCUGGUGGACCUUUUGCUGUGUCUGAAUAGUGUGGGGCACCUGUGUCAGUCCUGUACCUUCUGCAAAUAGAACUGUAAUGUGCAAAUAAA